Ruditapes philippinarum (Manila clam) is the source of this 966-nucleotide messenger RNA. RefSeq lists its product as uncharacterized. NCBI's taxonomy places the organism in Eukaryota, Metazoa, Mollusca, Bivalvia, Venerida, Veneridae. Bases 31 to 966 code for a protein of 311 amino acids. The transcript is spliced from 6 exons. The record is from RefSeq and is a predicted model, not a curated record.
CCAUUAAUUGGCAAUCCUUCAGGUGUAAGGAUGAUUCUACAAAACAAAGUAAUUUCAGGUCCAAUUUCAUUUCCUUGUGUAGCUAGCACAGCUCCUGCAAUUAUUUAUGCACCAACUUUACUUUAUAAACCCACACCACUCAGUGUUCCUGUUGUCACUUCGCAAAAACAGUCAAGUAUACUGUCUAGUCAUAUUGUGCAGGGUCAGCAAAGUUCUAACAUGUAUACACAUGUAACAAAUUGUGGUAAAACACUUGAAAAUUUAAUAAAAGCUCCAAUUGUUGGAAAUAGUGGCGGCAAUAUUCCGAAAGUUGUACAUGAAAGUGGUGUUAGAGGAAAUGAACCAAGUGUUUCUGUUCAGAAUGUUACAAUAGUUGUAGGAAAGGAUGGAGUUCAUUAUGAUAAGUCAACAGGUAAACCCUACAAAUACCCCGAUAAGAAAAAGUAUGUGGUUGCUGGGCCUAAAGGAAAGUUUUAUGAUAAAGCAACAGGUUAUGAAGUUGAUGUUCCACAAUCUGAGAACCUGAAGCAUGUACCAGGCACAGUGUAUUUAGCAUCAGAGGUGUCCUUUACUAAAGAAGUACAAGAGUUUUUAAAAAAGAAAAGGAAGAAAGAAGGUACUUCAAAGAAAUGUAAAAAAAGUAAAAAUGUGAGUAAAGAACUUACAUCAUCUGACGAGGAGUUUGCUAAGAUGUUGGAAACUGAAAUGGCGAAAACCAGUGAGGAAGAGUCCGACGAUAUUGACUAUGAUUAUGAGAAAAUCUCACAGCGUGUAAGGAUGGCUAGAAGUAAAAAGUUACCUGUAAGGCAGCAGCAUGGAACAAUGGACAUUGAAGACCAAGAAAGGAAGAAAGCGAUUCUGAAAUGGUGCCACUCAGUCCUAGGUAAUGACGUAUGUGAUAUAUUUCAGGUAUUACUAUGUAAUAGUAUUUCCAGGUAUUACUAUGGUAUAGUAUUUCAGGUAUGA